Messenger RNA from Otolemur garnettii (small-eared galago), 1959 nucleotides. RefSeq names its product CUB and zona pellucida like domains 1 (gene CUZD1). The coding region runs from base 53 to 1876 and encodes 607 amino acids. The record is from RefSeq and is a predicted model, not a curated record. NCBI's taxonomy places the organism in Eukaryota, Metazoa, Chordata, Mammalia, Primates, Galagidae. The transcript is spliced from 9 exons. Gene Ontology annotation, cellular component: cell surface.
AGAGACUAUAAAAGCCUCCUAGCCCUUACGGGCUGCCUAGCCCCUUGCAAAGAUGGAGGUUGUAAGAUGGCUCAUGCCUUUGACUCUUUUAACUGCCUCAUGUUUGACAGAAGUGAAGUCGACUGAGGAUGAAGGCAAACCAAACUGCACCGCCAGUCUGGGAGGGGCCAAUCUGGCAGAGGACCACAAAGCCCUGAUCCUGCAACUUAAUCCCAGUGAGAACUGCACCUGGACAGUAGAAAGACCAGAGAACAAAAGCAUCAGAAUCAUCUUUUCCCACAUCCAGCUUGAUCCAGACGGAAGUUGUGAAAGUGAAAACAUUGAAGUCUUUGAUGGACCCUCUACCACCGGGACUCUGCUCGGGAAAGUCUGCAGUGAAAAUGACUUUGUCCCUGUAUUUGAAUCAUCACUCAAUACCUUGACGUUUCAAAUAGUCACCGACUCUGCAAUAAUUAAAAGAAGUGUCUUUAUCUUCUACUACUUCUUCUCACCUGGCAUCUCUAUUCCAAACUGUGGUGGUUACCUGGAUGCUUUGGAAGGAUCUUUUACCAGCCCCAAUUACCCAAAGCCACAUCCUGAGCUGGCUUAUUGUGUGUGGCACAUACAAGUGGAGAAAGGUUACAAGAUAAAAUUAAACUUCAAAGAGAUUUUCCUAGAAAUAGACGACCAAUGUAGAUUCGAUUUCGUUGCUGUCUAUGACGGAUCCUCUACCAGCUCUGGCCUGAUUGGAAAAGUCUGCGGCCGUGUGACACCCACCUUUGAGUCCUCCUCAGACUCUUUGACAGUUGUGUUAUCUACGGAUUAUGCCAAUUCCUAUCGUGGAUUUUCUGCUUCCUACACUUCAAUUUAUGCAGAAAACAUCAACACGACAUCUUUAACUUGCUCUUCUGACAAGAUGAGGGUUAUCAUAAGUAAUUCCUAUCUAGAGUCCUAUAACUAUAAUGGGAACGACUUACAACUAAACGACCCAACUUGCAGACCCAAAGUAUCCAAUGUUGUGGAGUUUUCUAUCCCUCUUGAUGGAUGUGGAACAAUCAAGAAGGUAGAAGAUCAGUCAAUUACCUACACCAAUAUAAUCACCUUUUUUGCAUCCCCAACUUCUGAAGUGAUCACCCGUCAGAAACAUCUCCAGAUUAUUGUGAAAUGUGAAAUGGAACACAAUUCCACUGUGGAGAUGAUGUACGUAACAGAAGAUGAUGUGAUACAAAAUCAAAAUGCACUCGGAAAAUAUAACACAACCAUGGCUCUUUUUGAAUCUAAUUCAUUUGAAAAGGCUCUCCUCGAGUCACCAUACUAUGUGGAUUUGAACCAGACUCUUUUUGUUCAAGUCAGUCUGCACACCUCAGAUCCAAAUCUGGUGGUUUUUCUCGAUACCUGUAGAGCCUCUCCCACUUCUGACUUCGCCUCUCCAACCUAUGACUUAAUCAAGAGUGGAUGUAGUCGUGACGAGACGUGUAAGGUGUACCCCCUAUUUGGGCACUAUGGAAGAUUCCAGUUUAAUUCUUUUAAAUUCUUGAGAAGUCUGAGCUCCGUGUAUCUGCAGUGUAAAGUUUUGAUAUGUGACAGUGGUGACCACCAGUCUCGCUGCAAUCAAGGCUGUGUCUCCAGAAGAAAACGAGACAUUUCUUCAUACAAGUGGAAGACUGAUUCCAUCAUAGGACCCAUUCGUCUGAAAAGGGAUCGAAGUGCAAGUGGUAAUUCAGAGUUUCAGCCUCAAACACACACAGGAGAAACUCAGAGGCAGCCCUUCAACAGUCUGCACCUGUUUUCGUUCCUGGUUCUAGCUCUGAAUGUGGUGAUUGUGGUCACCGUCACAGUGAGGCAUUUUGUAAAUCAGCGGGCCGGCUACAAAUACCAGAAGCUGCAGGACCAUUAACUAAUGGGCGCGCCCUAAGCGGGACACAUUUCUCCUGGAUGCCAGAGGAAGUGGCACCUCAUGGCUACGGACAUUAAGAAUUA